AAUUGAAAUUAAAACACAUAAGCCCUAAUCUGGAACCUGUUGCUCUACAAAUGUGCCCUAGUGAAAAUUCAUGAUUGCUUUCUUCUUCCUCUUCUUCCAGCCGACAAAUCGAAGUCUUGGAUUUGGGAAUUCGAUUUUGAGAUUUUGCCGUUACCAAUUUGAAGAAAAUGACUGAUUACGAAGAAGCGCGGUACCAAGGCAACGGAGACAACCUCGAUAACAGUUAUGCCGGAGGUUCUUCACCACAGCCUCGCCCCGAUGAUCAAAACGAUUCCAAAUCUCAGCAAGGAUCUCGGGAUUAUGAGAGGGAGUCCUCUAGAAGUAGGGAAAAGGAUAGAGAGAAAGGGCGUGACAAGGAAAGGGACAAGGACCGUGAUCGCCAUAGGGACAGGGACAGGGAUAGGGAUCGAGAAAAGGAUCGUGAUCGGGACCGCCAUCACAGAGAUCGUCAUAGGGAUCGUAGUAGGGAACAAAGUGAGAGGAGGGAUCGGGGAAGAGAUAGGGAUGAUGAUGAUUAUUACCGGAGUCGAGACUAUGACAGAAGAAGGGACUAUGAUAGAGACAGGGAGGACAGGCAUAGGCGCCGGUCCCGAUCUCGUUCAAGGGGUAGAUCUGAACACAGAUCAAAGUCAAGAUCUCGUUCACGCUCACGCUCAAAGAGCAAAAGAAUUAGUGGUUUUGACAUGGCCCCUCCAGCUUCAGCAAUGUUAGCUGCUGGCGCUGCAGCAGCAGCUGCUGCAGGCCAGAUUCCUGGGACUAGCCCAACCUUACCUGGAGUGUUUCCCAACAUGUUUCCUCUUGCAACCGGUCAGCCAUUUGGUGCUCUCCCUGUAAUGCCAGUUCAGGCAAUGACUCAGCAGGCUACUCGGCAUGCUCGUCGGGUUUACGUUGGAGGGCUUCCUCCUACAGCAAAUGAACAGGUUUUACUCUCUACUGUUGUAGCAUUAUUAUUGUUAUGCUUGCAUAUAAAGCCGAUAGUGACCCUUACUAUUAUAUUACAGUCAGUUGCAACAUUCUUUAGCCAUGUCAUGGCCGCAAUUGCUGGAAACACUGCUGGUCCAGGGGACGCUGUAGUUAAUGUCUACAUAAACCAUGAAAAGAAGUUUGCUUUUGUAGAGAUGAGAUCUGUUGAGGAGGCCAGUAAUGCAAUGGCUUUAGAUGGGAUUAUUUUUGAGGGAGCACCUGUGAAGGUGAGGAGACCUAGUGACUAUAAUCCCUCGCUUGCUGCAACUCUUGGUCCAAGCCAGCCCAAUCCCAGUCUUAAUCUAGCUGCUGUGGGUCUAACUCCUGGUUCUGCUGGUGGGCUUGAGGGUCCAGACCGCGUAUUUGUUGGCGGGCUUCCGUAUUACUUCACAGAAGCUCAGAUCAGGGAGCUAUUGGAGUCUUUUGGGCCUCUUCGAGGUUUUGAUCUAGUAAAAGAUAGAGAAACUGGAAACUCGAAAGGCUAUGCUUUUUGUGUUUAUCAAGACCUGUCAGUUACAGAUAUAGCUUGUGCUGCUCUAAAUGGGAUUAAAAUGGGUGAUAAAACGCUCACUGUUAGGCGAGCAAACCAGGGUGCUACCCAGCCUAAGCCAGAGCAAGAUAGUAUACUCCAGCAUGCACAGCAGCAGAUUGCUUUGCAGAGGCUUAUUUUGCAACCACAAGGUGUGCCUACAAAGGUUGUGUGCUUGACUCAAGCACUUAAUGUAGAUGAUCUCAGAGAUGAUGAGGAGUAUGAAGACAUUGUGGAAGACAUGAGACAAGAGGGUGGAAAAUAUGGUGCAUUGGUGAAUGUUGUCAUCCCACGCCCAAACCCAAGUGGAGAAGCAGCCCCAGGUGUAGGGAAGGUAUUUCUGGAGUACUCGGACGUCGAAGGUUCAAAGAAAGCUCAAGGUGCUAUGAAUGGUCGGAAAUUUGGUGGAAAUCAAGUUAUUGCCGUGUUUUAUCCGGAGAACAAGUUUGCAGAGGGGGAGUACGAUGGCUAAUUCAAUUUAUAUAAAAUAAUAAUAUUCUCUUAGCAUAUUGUGCUUGUGGUACUGAUUUAAUGUUUAGGUGUUUAGUAUUAAGGAAUUUUUGUAAUGGAAUUCCCUGCCUUAACUACGUUUCCAGUAGCCUGGUGUUAAUAUGUUAAAACUAGUUGAGGAGAUGAAUGUGGUCUUUAUUUAUAAUAAUUUUUGAAUUCUUCUUAGGGCAAGGUU
Molecule: messenger RNA, 2177 nt
Organism: Theobroma umbraticum
Lineage: Eukaryota; Viridiplantae; Streptophyta; Magnoliopsida; Malvales; Malvaceae
Product: splicing factor U2af large subunit B-like
Biological process (GO): mRNA processing
Cellular component (GO): nucleus
Molecular function (GO): RNA binding
Source: RefSeq, a predicted model, not a curated record